Messenger RNA from Leptosia nina, 14679 nucleotides. Lineage: Eukaryota; Metazoa; Arthropoda; Insecta; Lepidoptera; Pieridae. The record is from the annotation of a GenBank genome assembly.
AUGACUGCAGACCUGACAGUAUUGCUCGUAAACGACCAAAAACGAAAUGACUAUGCUUCGAAGACUGGGCGAUACCAUAGCGUCAAACCACUUAUUGGUCUUCUUACAUCCACGGCGAGAACAUUCAUUCAGGACGGAGUUACAACAGAAUUUGCGACACAAAUUCUCGGCACAACUCUCGAUAAUGGCAGAAUAUAUGCUCAAGUUUUAACGAAAUCUUCCCUCGUUCUUUACAGUAAGCCAUACAAUGACGAACCGUAUGUCGUGAGUCCUACUCGGGUACCAUCUCUCGAUGGCUGGAACGUAAAGCAAGAUCUAGGUAUAAUAGAUCCAGAUAAAUUUGUUCUUAAAAACACUGAUUACUUGGCACCUAACAGUAAAAUGGACAUUGUUUAUGCCAGUAAACCGACUAAAGAGAACUCCAAGUUUUGGAAUGUACCAUCCGAUAAUUCUGGUCAAGCCAAUAAUCAAGUUUUUGAAGAGCCUACUGGCCGUAGAGUUCAAGCUUAUAAGGAAAUUCCAAAAUUUGAAGUUUAUAACUAUCUUGAUGGUCCAGCCAUUGACAACGAGAAAAAAGUAGAAUAUGUUGUAGAACCUAGUGUAAUGGAUAAUGUUAAUUCUCAAUACCGACAAAGUAAAGCGUAUGAGCCAAUGGUUAAUAAUAUUAAAGACUCGGAUGUAGAGGAAAUAAAAGAAUCUAAUAUAGUGAAAGUUAAACCUAAUUACGACUUACCAACUUUUACAAUAAAGAAUGAGUUUUCACCAAUAUUUUACUAUAUUGAUAAUGUUGAAUCUCGUCAACCAGCCCAACAAGCGCUACCACAAACUAAAACACCGAAAAAGUUGUUUGGUAAUAAAAGUGAACCGAGACCGAAAAAAACGUUUACAUAUCAAGGUUUUGCCGAUUUCACGACAGUUGUUGGUGAUACUGUUAUUAUCUUCACCCCCAAUACUGAUACUGUUAGGCAGCCCAAUCCUGAUGAAGUAAAUGUUUUCCCUUCAGCUAGACCUGUAGAUAAAUUAGCAACAAAAAUAACUUUUCUCUCUGCUGAUAUACCAGUAGCAACUUCAACGUAUAAAGCUCACGAAGACAAUAUUGUGACUAAAUUAUCAACAAUAGAUGAUAAAGAUACAACUGAUCAACCUUUAUAUAGAUACAAAGAUAACGAAAAGAAUACCGAAGUUAAUAGUGAAAUCCCUGAUUCAAUUAGAGUUCAGUAUUCAAAUAGUUUCGACCUAAACUUAGAUGUCUUACAGCCAUCAGAACCAGUAUUUUCAGUAACCGAAAGUACUCGUAACACAGAUGAUUUAGAAUACGUAGGCAUAAAUCAACAAAGUUCUCAAGCCACAGAGCCCUUACAAAUGUUUUCUCCAACUAUUACCUUAGCAGAAGACUCUAAAGCUUCCGCCGUUACAGAGGAAACCCCUAAUGAGUUAUUUACAAAUUCGGAAGAGGAAAGUGAAAAUACGGCAGCAGAAAUUACUGAAAAGACCAUAGAAGAUGAAGAAUUUGAGGAAAACGAAAGUACACCAGAAAUGGAACCAGAGAUAUUUACAACUACAGAGAGUGGCCAUAGUGAAGAAUCGGAAGAAAUAGAAACUACCACAGAAAACAAGUAUAAUAAACAUGAAGAGGUUAUUUGCGAUGACGGUCUUGAAACGCAGUCAACAAUGACUACAGAAUAUAAAACACUUACAUAUUUAACUACUUAUUUUAUUCCAUUGGAAACCGAUACAACAACGUCUGUAAAAUCUGACGUCGUUGUAGAGAGUAAUGUUGGAUAUUUAACUAAUAUAGUAUGUAAAACAAAUAUACUGGACAUUGAACCAACAGCUACAGUUAAACUUGACGUAAAACCAACUGAACAAAGUUACACGGAAACAUCUAGAGUUACAGGAAACAACGAAUUAUUAAGUGAAACAGUUACAGAAAACACGCCGAAAACUACCCAAAUAGAAAAAAAUUCAUUAACCACUCCAGUGGAUAUUGUCAAUAGAGGUCAAUACGACUCAGAGGAGUCGGAGGAAGAAGAUGUAAACGAAACAACUGAAGCUAUUUCUUCUACUUCUGAGAAUGUGAUUACGAGCCAAAGUCAUGUUGAAGUCACAGUUAGUACCGAACAUACCCCAACCGAUAAGCCACAAUCGGAAGAAGAUGUAAACGACUCGGAAAAUGAAAUCGAUCUGAUUUAUAAAACAUUAUACACUACUUAUACCUACUUUACCACAUUUUUCGGUGAUCAAAGUUCCAGUGUAGCUAGUCAUAAAUCAAUAGUAACAAAUAUUAUUACAUCUACAGUUGAUUUAUCAAAAAUGGAUCCAGCCUUACUUGGUGCAUUUGAUGAUGGAGAAAUCGCUCCGACAAACGUUGGAAUUGGUAGACCAACUGAAACCUUUGCUAUAAAUAGUAUUAUUGAUUUAGUGAAAAAUAAAGACGUGAUAGAAUCCGUUGAGGGUGGGGAACAAUACAAUUCUCAUACUCCAACGCCAAUAUUAGGUGACGAAUUUGUAGCAAGUAUUAAGCCGGAUUCAGUAAAAACUUAUUACACAACUUAUACUUUCUUCACAACUAUUUACGUUGGUUCUGAUGCUAAUGUGUGCAGUAGAAAUGAAGUGUAUACAAAUUAUGUUGGCCCAGAUGAGUUAAUACCUACGAAAACAAAUCUAUUAACAAAAGAAAGCACGAGAGCUCAAUUCGACUUCCGUAAUUGUAAACAAGUUAAGGGUCUAACACAAGAAGCUGAUAACAGCAACGAGUCUUCAGAAAGUACCAUCUCAAUGACAGAAAACACUUCUGAUUCUAAGCAUAUUUCACCGAAAUCACCUCUUGAAGUUGAUAUGUUAUUCAGCGUGGAUUCAAAUCCACUGAUUUCUGAAAAUUCGUACAUAACAGAUGUCAAGUCAUCGUCUUCGAAAGGCGAAACUAAAUAUCUUGAUAAUAAUAACGUCCUUGAUGAUCAAAUAAGCUCUGAAAGUAAUAUUGACGAAAUAUUGCCAUCACCAACUCUACUCUUACAAACUAGUUACACUACUUUUACGUAUUUUACAACAAUGUACAUUGGUAAGGAUUCCAGCAAGGUGAAAAGCCGACUAGAAACGAUCACGAAUGUCGUGACGGAAACUAUCACACCCAAAAAUGAGCCAGAAGAGGAAAAUAACUUACCAAUUACUUAUUACACAACAUUCACAUAUUGGACUACUCUUUACAAAGAUAAGUCAACAACCAUAACCAGUCGUGAAGAAAUAGUCUCUAACAUUGUUACCCCAACAAUUCAAGUGGCUCCUACAGUAAGCCCAAUUGAUACUUCUCCUAUUGAUGUUGAAAGUGUAUUGCCUCCUAAAGAUUUAGAAGUUAUUUUGAAACCUUCUCAAUUGGAAGAUACUCUGGAACAUGAAGAUGGAAAAGCUACGUUUUAUACUACUUAUACCUAUUUUACCACAUUCUAUGCCGGCAAUACUUCACAAAUAAGAAGUAGUUUGGCAACAGUUACAAAUGUUGUGGAUAAUACAAGAGUACUUGAAGAUAAUCAAUUGGGUAGAAAGGUACCGACUGGAGCUGCGGAGAAAAAUCUUAUUCAAGAUAAUGGAGAUAAACAAUUGAAUAUCAAUGCAACUCCUAUUAAAGAAGAAAUAAAAACAACACAACUUCCAGAGCUAUCAGUUGCAACACCUACUUCUUUACAAGGAACAUAUAUUGAUAAUUUAUUUGCCGAGGUAAAACCACCGGAAAAAACAGAUAGUGGAACUGAAGACAAGAAAAUAAUCUUUUCGCAAGUAGCUGUUAUCUCCGGGGAUUCAACUAUAGUAACAAAUGAUAAUAAGACUUUAGAUGACACAACAUCUAGUACAUCGACAACAACUACGGAAGGUACUAUAACCUUGACUACAAAUCCAGAAGUCAUUGAGAGCUCAGUUACAGAACCAGAAACAACCACAAAUGCUCAGUUGAGUGAAGAAGAAGAUGAUGAUUCUAAUCCUAGAAAAAGAGGUCGGCUCAGUUUCACCACAAAGAAACCUACUUUUACUCCAGUGAUUAUACCAUUUGCAUCAAGAAAUAGACCGACCUUUAGCCCGAAGCGCCAACCUCUCCCUAAUAGUGCUACAACAAUAACAAGACCAGAGUUUACUCCCACUAUUACCGCUACACCGACUCUAAAAUCAGUGAGGCCUUCUGGCAGUUUUGGCGGAAACCGAAAACCUGCCGUGGUUGGAAGUUCAUCCAUUUCUGGUAAAAGGUUCUCUGGUCGUAGUAGUUCUAAUGUGCCAGCUAACGUACCCGCUUCGAGGCCUGGCGGGUUUGGUAGAGCAAGCAUUCAACCUACAUCGCGUAGGACUGGCUUUAGAUCGAGUUCAUCACGUGGUAAUUUAGAUUUUGCUAGUAGAUCGGCAAGUCCAAAAAUAAGACCUACAGCGUCGUCUCGCCUUCGAGGUGGCAGGCAAUCUUCUGUUGCUUUCUACACACCGUCAGAUCAAAAUGAAGCUGAAACAUAUGCGACACAACAGGAAGAAAAUGUCACUGAAGCUCUAGAUGAAGCCACUGAAAGUUCUAUUCGUCAAACUACAAAUAAUCCACUACUGAGAUUUAGAAGACCAACUAUUGCUAGGCAGCCUGGCACAGCCCUGUUACCUAGAUCUACGACUCCAGCGCCAAGGAGAGCUUUACCAACACGCGGUCGUGUAACUACUACCACAAGAAGAACUACUACUCGGACAACUAAUAAUCCAUUAUUAUCAUUACGCAGACAAAGACCCAACUCAUUAUUCCCAAGAAGAAAUCUUUUCAAACAACCAGAUCCAGAACCGGAAGAAGAAAUUGGUGAAGAUGAACAAAAAGUUGAUGAAAGUGAUGAAAUUUUAGAAGAAGAAGAAGAAUUCGAGGAAGAUAAUGACUAUGAUUCCUCUGAUAGAAAAGAACAAAAAGUAGCUACCCCCGCUCCAUCUACCAAGCGAUCUAACGUUGUUUCUAUUAGACCUUUCGGUUUCAAACGCAGAGUUAAACGGCAAGUAGAUUACGGCUCUAGGAAAUUAAGCAACUUUCGAAGACCCGGUCCAAAAUCAGCGAGCACGAGAAGACCUGAACCCGAACCUGAAACGGAAGCACCAGUUCCGGCAAAACCAAAAUCUAGUCGAUACAAUUCACGAAUUUCAAGCAACUCACGAAGCACCACUGUAUCAGCACCAAGAUCGUCGGCUAGACAACCAUUUAUCGUACGCGGUGAGAGCAGGACUACCACUACGUCGAGUCCAGCCUACAAACGUAGCGGCAAGUCGAGACCUUCGUCUAGAACAACCACACUGUCAUCAAGGCUGAAAGCACCUCGCUUAUCUGGCAAAAGUACCCCUUCUUCACGUUCUAGCUCAUCACGAACAACUAGUCGAAACUCUCGGACUAGAACGACAACCGGUAGAGCAUCAAGUAGACAAAGAAAUUCAUUUGAAAAUUUUAGCGGCGAAAGAUACAACAAGUACGAUAAUAUAUUGAACGAUGGUAAAAUUACAGUUACACAUCAAAUUCCAAUAGAAGUGACUAUUCCAGUGGUCAAUGGUAAGAUUACAGAGUACAAAAACGUUUUAACUGCUAAGCCAAGCAUUGAAACACUUUUAUUAAAUCAAGUAUCUACAUCAAUAGGGCCUUUGGGUCACCAGCAAUUAGUGCUCGCUGUAGAAUCUACAGGAUUAGCUGAUAAUGGAGCUACUAAAUUGACCCGAUUUGUAUUACACGAAACACCAACAACAACGGUUAUAUUUACUCCGACAACUAUACGCGGCCGUAAAACAUCUUUUUCCCAUGUAUUGCCAAGUACAGUAUAUAACGUGGAACCAGUGGUACAAACGGUAGCUCCAGAAAUUAACUCAAAUGUACCGUUAGCUAAUCUAUUGCUGUCUCAACUUCUUUUAGGUAAUCAGCAGCCUGCUAUUAAUCCACUGCUUGCUUUACAAGGACAAGCGUUGUUACCCCAACAACCAAUAGUACAAACACCUGUCACAGAGUACAAAACACGAACUACUACAUAUGUUACAACUGUUACCGAUUCUAGGGCAACAGUCUUGUCAAUAACAUUUAGAGGCACCCCGAUUUUAACUACGAUUGUUGAUCCAACAACGGAUGUUAUAACAGCAACUGAAUAUCUGACAGAUACAGUCGUUACUACACCAACAGUAUUAGCUCCACAACCACAAUUUAAUUCGUUACUGCUACCUCUCCUGCUGCAACAACAACAACAGCAGCAACAGCAACAAGCUUUACAAACAGCUAAUCCUUUGUUAGGUUUAUCUCCAACAGACUUGAACUUACUCGCGAAUAACUUAGGACAAAACAAUGUUGGACAAAAUAAUUUGGUUCAAAAUAACAACUUGAACAAUGAUAUAUAUAGUAACAGCCCGAAACCAAACGUCCUCUCAGACUUCAAUAGCAACGAAGACUUUUCUGAUGACAUACAAAACGACGAAGAGGAUAUACCACCGCCAACUUCAGCCCCGGCUCGUAAAAGAAGUAGAGCCAAAGCGGCCAAGCCUUCUCCACCUAAAAUUACAAGUGUAGUGACUUUAUACGUAUCUGGAAAACACCCGGGUGAAUUCAGUACUGUUCUGUCGACUGUCGUUUCAGAAGACACGCAAACGGUUAGAAAACGCGAAGCAAUUUAUUACGAAGAUGUAAAAAUAAUGCCGUCUAUACUUCCAAACAUUGGGGAACUUUUUGGCUCUGAGAGUCAAGGUUACUUGGAGAAUUCUAUCGCUUCCGACAUGGAUAAAUAUUUUUCAAAUCCCGGACAUGACUCACAAAGAGAAACACAAAGCUUAGAAAGUAUAGUUGGCAGUUUAACGUUUAACACAAAUGCUAUAGUUUAUGAUAACUCACCGUGGAGACCAGGACGAGAAUCUGAUCUGCUUAAUCGCGACUCUGAUGAAGACCAAAGGAAACUUAAGAAUCUCGCGACGAGAAUUAUGUCGAAUGGCGUUGAGGUUCUGGUAAAAGAUAAGAAUGCUAAUGGGAAACAAGAGCAGCGUAUGCUUAAAAUAACGCCCAUAUCAACGACAAAACCGCACAUGGGCCCUACUCAAAACAAGUCACUCUUGUCUUCUGCUGUAGCUACAGUUGUUAGCCGCCAGCAAUUGAGUGCUAUCUUUCCAAUGCAUCAACUAAUGCAGCACAAUUAUAUAAUCAAGACCUGUAUGACAACUUAUACAUACCUGACAACAAUUGUGCACAACAAACGAAGCGCUAUAUCUACGUUCGAAACUAUAGUAUCAGUGGUAACAACAGAGUCACUGACAAACUUGUACGCUUCUGAAGUAUUAGCAGAUUUAAAACCAACGAAAACAAAAUACUUGGACGUCAAAACGAUUCAACCUACGGUGGCCAACAGUUUAUAUCAAGAACAUUUUCCUAAAAUCGAUAAACGAAUAGACAGUCAUGAGGAUGAUAGUUUGUUUGAUAUAAUACAGCCAUCCGAGGUAAACCACACUCCAUGCUCCACAACUUCUUGUUCUUGCAGCCAUACAAAAACAGAAAAUUUAAAUUCGAAAUACGCGAACUCUAUUGAUUCGUCACCCGUCUCUAACAAACAUGCUUCAAAAACGACGAAAAGAGAUGUUCCCAAGUUGGAUAUAAAGACAACUAACAAAGAAACAUUAAAUAUGAAAACAAAAUAUAGACCUUAUGAUUAUGACAUCAAUUCUCAAAUAACACCAACGGACAGGAUCGUAGAGAAAUAUACCGAGGUGAUAAGUGAUUAUUCUGAUGAAAAAGACACAAAUACUGUAGACGAGAGCGAACUUUUAACAAAUGAAAAAGCACCUGUUAAAAAUAAUAGAGUUGCCAAUAAGACUUCCGAAAAAACGAAGCUAGAAAAACCACAAAAAGUGAAUAAAAACAAAUUAGUCGUAGCUGAACUUAUAAAACUUGGAUCUCUCGGUAUAAAAGGACUUUCCCAGUUAGCUCCUGUUUUUGAAAAGAUGACAGGCAGUUUUAUGAAAAGACAAGAUGUUAAUCAAAGUACAUCAACGACUACUUUAAAACCGGUCACGAAAUUGACUCCAUAUUCUGCUGAAAAGCGGGUGGAUAGUACAGAAAACAAACAUGGAAACUUUCCUAUUUACAUACCUGUCGACGAAAUGGAAACAUCAGAGUCCCAAGUAUCUUUCUCCAAUAUCUCAAUGCACCCAAAUGUUCCAUGGGCUUUUGAAUACAAACAUAAUAAAGGUCACAUCUACCCACCAAAAAUUGUCCAGGAAAGUCCUCUUGUAAAUGGUGGUAUACCAAUUAGCCCCGGCGAGAUUAUACGUGCUAAUUCAGACGUUAUUGUUGGUAAACCUGCAGUGGGAGGGCCCUUGACUUUAGCUGCCAGUGGUAUCAAAUUACAUAAUGUUGUUAAUCGUCCUCCUUUAGAUAGUUAUAUGGCUGAUAGUGAGCAAUAUCCAGUUAAUGAACAGUAUCCGCUUUCACUUCCACAAAAUAAAAAAUCUGCACCUACACGCCAUACCGACGACUCAUUUGAUUUGAGGCCGCCAGAACCACCAAAAGCAAUAUCUAAGAUUCCAAAAAGACCUCAAAAUAUGCCUGGUCAUGAAAAUUUAAAUGAUAUGCAUGAUAUUCCACCUUAUUCUACGCAAGGUUCAAUGGAUUUAAAGGACCGGAUAAAUCAUCAUUCUACUGGUUCUAAGAUAAAGAGUAGUAUGACUAAAGAUCACGGCAGGCCGGCCUUUUUAGACUAUAUUCCAUCAUUAGCAAAACCUACAAGUAGUAUUCCUCUAAAACAGCAUAUAGAAUUUGGGCCUUAUGAAGAAAACGAAACUAGUCAUGUUAUAUUAGACAGUAGCCCAAGCUCUUCAGAAAUUGUUAGUACUAAGAUUGAAACGUCUGAUGACGACUCUACGUCAUCUGAUUCGUCAGACCUAGAUAAACCGUUUUUAGUUGAUAUUCAACCUUCACGAGUCGCUAAUGUUUUAAUCCCACAUGGAAGUUCUACUGCUUUAGUGUUUGCUGGAUCAUCAGAACCACAUAAAACAGGUGACUACAUUGAUGAUCCGCUGCCAUAUCCAGAGCCAGGUUAUUUUGGAAGUUUUAGUAUUGAUGCUCCGCAAAUGACAAAUGUGCACAAUGUAUCUCCAAAUAAAAAUCAAUUUAUUAAAGAACCAAUCAUUAUUUCAUCGCAUACCAGCCUUCCAUCUUAUAAACCAAACAUUCCGUUUACUGAAAACCUAAAUAAAAGCCGAAGUGAUGGACACAAUUGGAAAAAUAAUAGACACUAUAACCUGCAAAAUAUUCCUCCUCCCAUAAGCAUUCAGGAAACACAUUUACGAGUAGGCCCUCAUAUAGCAGUUUAUAAACCUGAUGAUUACAAAGGUGACUUUGAAAAUAAACAUAAAACAAAUAUUAACAGACAUCCAAUAGCUAAAGAUGGUAAAGAAAUAAUUGAUCGAGAAUAUGAAAACUAUCUUGCUGUUCCCCCACCUCCACCUAAACAAUACAAACAAGAGAGCCAGUUUCCACAAAAUAAGCCUUAUAAUCAGCGACCAAUAAUACAUACUAAACCUGUACAGGAUAUGAAGGUAUUUUUGAAUGUACAACAUCCUGUACCAGAUCAUUUACCUCCGAAGAUUACCUCUGAAGUAUAUUUUGCGUCACAAACUCCAAUGAAUGGCCAAAGUCAAACAUAUAAUAUGCAGGUGCCGAAGUUACCAUCUACAAAUAAUAAACCAAUAAAUGGGCAACAAACGUUUCAAAGUAAUACUAAACUCAUUAAACCUCCCACCAAUUCAAACAAAACUAUUAUAUCAGACUCUGGAAUUGAUACUACAUAUAGUGUAACUUUAAACACGGGAACUAGAGUUAAAAAUAUUGGAGGACAAAAUCAGUUGAUUGGCUCAAGUAUUACGGUUCCUAUAAGUACAUCUGAACAUAAUGGUGAAUUAAAUGCUAAUAUUCCAAUCGGCACGAAUAUUGCUAUUAGAGUUGAAGAUGACCCGUCUAAAUAUGACACGGUUGCUUUACAUGGUAAGCCUGAUCCAAGCUUAUCAUUAUUUAAUGUUCAGCCUUCACAUACAAAACCGCAAAAUAAUGAAGUAAAAUUCUCUAACAGCUUUAUUGAUACUCGAAUCACCCCAAGGCCAACAUCCUUGAAUAGUCACGCUAAUUUCCCAAUGGUUAAUGAAUAUUCACCGUAUCAUCCCCUGAAAAAGGAAGAGUCUAUUCAAGAAAAUUAUGACGAUAAUAAAUCUACAGAACAAAAAAGACCCGGAAAGAUUAUUUCAAACAUACCAACUAACUCUCAUGGUUGGUAUUCUAGUGUUCUUAAUGAUGAUAAUAUCAAACAUAUAAGCAACAUAAACAUGGAUGUGACCACAAGAAAAGUUAUACCCUUGUCAUUUGACCACACUAAGGAUACGAUCUUAUUUAAUAAUAGCAUAAAAAUUACAAAUGUAGGUAAACCACCGACAGAAUUUUUGGAAUUCCAAACAAGGCCUAUCGGCCAUAAGUUGAGCAUUGGUAGGCCGUUUUCAAAGCCUAAAGAAUCCGAUACUUCUGAAACAAAAAAUAAACCAAUAUUACCAGCUUUCACCAUAAAGCCAAAUUAUAUACCAUCUAUAUAUUCGGCUAAACAGCCCGUAUACAAUAUUCCUGUAAUCGAUAAUGUAAAGGAAAAUGAAUCGAACUCUGAAAAAUCUAAGCCAGUUUAUGAAACGUCUGAAGAAAUUUAUGAUGGUAAAGAUGAUUUUGUGGACCACGAAGGAGAAGCUGAUGGUGAAAUUAGCUCUGAGUCAAUGAAAAUACCAGUAGUUACUUCAUCCGAAGAAAGACAAAAUAGUUCUAAACCACUUACUUCAAACAAGGGAAUGUCAAUUAACAACAUAAAUCAAGGUACGCAAACAGAAAAACCAUUUAGACAUAACAAUAAAACAGUGUUCCAAACAAAUAGUAUGAGCCCCAUUUUAAGUCCUCAUCGGGCGCCGUACUCAAAACCGAGACCAUUUACUGUAACAAACUCUAUACCACUUGACCAUCAACUACAAACACCCCACUGGCAAAUUAAUCAGAUGGUAGAAAACGGAACAAAUGUAUCGUAUGAGGAUAGCUUUGAAUUAAAUACUGGUGAAAAAGUUUACAAACCAAUGCCAAAUACUACGGCCAAUAUAAUCAAGAAUGAAAGUAAUUCCCUGGCAGGUUCAGCAUACAAAAAUGAUAGCAUAAUAACAUCUACAGUGCAUAUAAGAGAUAAGAAACCUUUAGUGGUUAAAGUGCCCGAGAAAUCCACAAUGCCUACAUUUACUAUACAGUCUAAAGAAGAAAUUAACCAAACGAAUAGUGAAAUUAUUAACUUAUCCCCACCUCCGCCUAAUGUUAAUUACAUACGGCCUCAUCAAAAUCAUGAAUUAAUUAUGGGGAUGAGUCCACCGCCACCUGAAAAUGUUUUGAACCGAAAUCCAUCUCAUCCUUCACGAACAGCACCGACCAUAAGAACCCCACCACCGUACAGAAAUGUACCACCGAGGACUUUACCUACCAGACCAAGUACACAACGACCUGUCAGAAAACCUGCAAAGAAGGAUGAACCGUCGACGCUCAGGCCUACUUAUGAUUUAGUAAAUAAAUUUAAACGGCCCUAUUAUAAUCGUGACCAACCCUCUUCUCUAUUACUACCACCACCGAGAGAAUUACCUUCCAAAGUGCCAGAUUUAAAAAUAGAUCCUACAUUCAAUAAUUUUGUUUCAUCGGCUGCAAACGUUAUUUUCCCAACAGAAACAUCAUCUCCUUGGAUUACGUCAUCUGGUGUAGAUUUUUCGUCAGGAUUUAACUUUGCACCUACAGUAGUUAAAUACCCCGAAAUAAUAACUUCUUCUCAGUCUACUUUAUUAGAUUCUGAUUUAGACGAAACAUACGCUGAUGUAUCUUAUUCCUUUGAAGAAGUUUCCAAACCAUCAAAAAGUGUUAUUUUAGAUAAAACUGAAACCGACAAAAAUAACUCAGUACAAUUUAAGGUAGAAUCCCAAACUCCACAAGAUGCAGACAAGAUUAAAUUAAAGAAAGACUCAUCGCAAGAAUCAAGCGAAGAAGAUUCAAAAACAGAUACGGUAAAAAUUAUAUCAUCGGGUAUUAAAAACUGGACUCGCAAACCAUAUCCAAUACGCACUGAAGACAAAAAAGGAAUUAAAUAUAAACCCUCACCUAAACCACCUAUUAUCACACCAACAAGAACAUUGACUAGGCCAGAAUUAUUAUAUCCGACUAGAGAGAUUAACAGUAAAAUAUUAAGACCAACAUUCAACAGUUUCCCGUCCGUCCAGCCCAUUGACAUUAUUGAGAGUUCUGAAAUAUUACCGGAAGAAGAUAUUAUUAGGCCCACGCAAACUCUACACGGAUACUAUAGUGAUUCUAGUAUUUCCCUUGAGAAAACAGGGAUUAUUGAAGAAACAGUUGCGUCCACUCCGACAAAUGGUAAAAAAGAUAAUCAAAUAAAUACCCAGGGCUUGCAUCACGCUGGAAAUGAGAUUAAAAUAUCAGACGAAAUUAUUCCUACGAAGACAGAAUUUAAAACUUCUGUUGUGACAUUUACGAAGACGCUAUUAGAAUCGCCCGAAACUAUUUCUAGUAUUGGAUACGUUAAUCUGACUCACACAUUAACGGUUACUCAUACAAAGACCAGUCUGGUGAGUAAAUCUGAAGGGGCUGUCACGCAAACGUUGAUAUUGACUAAUACUCACACAUCUACUGUAGUAGAUGUUAUCACUGAAAUUUACACAGAAGUACAGCCAACUACUAUAAUCGAAACUGUUACAAAACACAUCCCUAUAGAAGUAGAAGCAACUCCCGUUCAAGAAAUUACUUCAACGAAAACGCCCAUAGAUGACAUUACUAUGUCGUCAGAAGAAAAAGAUAACUUUAUUAUCAAAGAUUCAGAUGUCACAGAAAAUAUCCAAAAGAUUGAAGCUGAGGAGGAAAAGGAUAACGACACAUUCUUUGUCGUAAUGAACAAAUCCCAAAAUGGUGGAAAAUCUCCUCCAGUAAACACUGACAUUGAAACGGGCGAUUAUGAAGGCAUUACUAGAAAUGAACAAGUAAACAAUAAUGGCGUGUCACAAGUAUUAUUUGGUGAGAUAUUAUUAGCUGGCACUCCAUAUUUGGAAACUACGAAUAUUGGACAUCCCGCUGGAAUAGGAUUUGGAAAAGAAUGUCAGCCAGAUUGCAAAGCAUCGAGAAACGAGCGUUGUCAACGAAUCGAUGGUAUAAUGAAGUGUGUAUGUAGACCCGGCUUUGCUAGAAUGUUCCCUGACCGACCUUGUAAACCAACCUACACAUACUCAGUUAGCUUAGUUCUGUCAUCGCAACGAAACAAGCGUCUCAGGUUCCAUCCGAACCUGGCAGACAAUUCUACAAAAGAAUAUCAUCAGCUAGCUAUUGCAACUCAUGAAGGUAUAAAUAGAAUGGUAAUGCAGUCAGAUUUAAGGGACGUCUUCCAUGGUGUACAUAUAACUGGGUUCCGCCCUAUUGAAAUGAAAGGAAAGACUAGUGAUCCUUACCAAGGUGUCACAAACGACUUUUAUGUUCAGCUUUCAGAUAAUGCUCAUGAGUAUAGGUUAAAGGAGGUGAUAGAAAAGUACCUUCGAAACAACAAUUACAGCCUUGGCGGAACAGAAGUAUUUGCUGCUGCUGAUCUUAUCGAUAGAUUAAAUGUUAGCGACUUCGACGAGUGUGUGAGCGGUCAAUUCCAUGACUGCUCUGAACACGCCAAGUGCUUCAACUUGCGAGGGACAUACACCUGCAGCUGUUUGGAAGGAUUCGCUGACCUCAGUGUAAACACCCUGUACCCGGGCAGAAUCUGUUCUUCGGAAGCUGUUGGUUGUGAUACCUGCAACUACCAUGGCACUUGCUUUGAUCGAGAAAGCGCUGUUAUAUGCGAAUGUUUCAAGUGGUACGCGGGGAAGACUUGUCAAGUUAAUCUGAAAGCGGUUCUUAUUACCGUGACGGUUAGUGGUUUGCUGAUCAUCACAGCGGUGACAAUCUUCGCGUCGAGGAAAUGCUGCGUAAGCAGAAGUCCGGCCACACAGACCUUUGUCAUCGGCUGCAUGCAGGGCAUGCCAAGUUUGCAUCAGGGUAACAUGCCAAAGCAGAGAGCAGAUCGCCGAGCCUUGAUAGCGGAAAGAGAAAACGCUGAGACAUGUAGCGUCCAAAACGCUUCCCUACCCUACAUACCGUCCAAGCGCGUACGAACGUCCACUGGCGCCGCACACGUGAUUUCAGAGCCGCCUGCGCACUGCCCGCCACCACCGCCCGCACCGGCUGUCCUCAUACCCCGCGCGCGUCUAUUGCAUUCGGACAGCAGAGACAAUUUAUCAAGAAAGAAGAGCAUGGAAGCGUGCGCCGAAGCGAAAUUGAUUAGUUACCUCGAAUCCGGCGCCGCUAAUGUAAAAGAAGAGAUGAGAAGAAAGCACAGUUUAGAAUCAUCGUACAGUGCGGACAAAGAUCGACAUAAUAAACAAGGUGCGUUGGUGUCAGCGGGAUUCAAAGUGUCAACAACAGUGCGACCUGAAGAGGGCAUGAAGGAAGAUGACGCGUCCUCCAUAAAUAAGACCGACAUAGACGGUCAACUAUCCAGGUUUGAUACCUUGAGGAAAUCUUUUAGUCAAGAAGACAAUAUAUCGGAGUGGACAGACGCAGAGCGUCGCCUCGGAGAGUUGUAA